Molecule: messenger RNA, 2319 nt
Organism: Hyalella azteca
Lineage: Eukaryota; Metazoa; Arthropoda; Malacostraca; Amphipoda; Hyalellidae
Product: homeobox protein onecut-like
Exons: 2
Coding region: 403-2319 (638 amino acids)
Biological process (GO): regulation of transcription by RNA polymerase II
Cellular component (GO): nucleus
Molecular function (GO): DNA-binding transcription factor activity, RNA polymerase II-specific; RNA polymerase II cis-regulatory region sequence-specific DNA binding
Source: RefSeq, a predicted model, not a curated record
GAGGGGAGCGCCCGGUUGCUUUCCCUUGUCAAAACUUGGCAAAAAUCCCCAACAAAAGUCACAAAAGUGUUACAAAUCUUUACGUGUUAUGUGUCAAGAGUGAUUCUAAGUUUGUGUACAGUGUGUGUUAGUUUCUUAGUGAGCGUUAAGUUAUUAUUUGGAUGUAAACAAACGAUUCCCAAGGUUGCAGCUAAGCAAGAGCUGCGUGACAGGCUGCGCGUGAGGCAGCCGCACGAACAUGGACGGCAGAGGCAGAACUUAGCUAAUGUCUUGCUUCUUAUUGCAAUAUUUAUGUGUCGAUGUGACUUAUAAGUGCUUUUGGUUUCAAUUUAGUGUUUUUUGUUGAAUUUCUCAUGUUGAGAAGUGUUGAAGAAGUGUAACUAUUGCCCUGAGGUUAGGAAGAUGAGCGAGUGCGACGGCAGCGAAGAGUGUGUCAUGGGGGGUGGAUGUAGGAUGGUUGAAGGGGGGAGGUGCAGUAGCAGCGAUGGGGGAGACUCUUCUUGCGACUCUCCUCCACCCCCAUUGUGCGCCUCCAGUGGAGUAGCGGCAGCACCUCCCUCUUCCACCGAGCAGCAGCAGCCUGGAGGUCUGAGCGACGACUCGACGCCAGUUGUGCGCCACGUGCACAAGACGUCGCCACUUCCGCUACAGCUCUGCAGACAGGACAACCUACAGCAGCAGCCGCUGUCAUUAGCAACCACUGCUACCCAUCUAAGACAUCACAGACAACAUGUCCUUGUGCACCACACAACUGUAGUCGCUAAUGCUGUUGUUGUACACGCAGAAGAUACUGAUCCUGAUAGUCCGCCUGCAUUACAACCCGGAGAACAUCAGCUGUUUCAACAUCCUGAUGAUGAUAGUCAUUUAUCGCCUUCUGCCCAUGUGAAUUAUAAAGACGAACCCUUAAGUGUGAGUGUAGUGCAUGACGAUUCUCAUCUUGACUCCCAUGACUCGGGGUUGUUGAGUCCCAGUGAAUUAUCUCCCCGUGAAAGUCAAGUUAGUGAUCCAAACAUGAUUGAUGCCUCGGAUUUUCGAUCGCUCCAACCGGAGCCGAUCUACCCGAACAUGUCGUCCAUGAACGGACGCAUGUCACCUCCUGGAUUUUCGCCAUCAUCGGCGAGCAGCUACGCCACAUUAACUCCUCUGCAGCCCCUGCCGCCCAUCAGCACGGUCUCAGAUAAGUUUGUGUACGGACCCCCUGGCAAUGUAUCGGGCAGCUUCACUGUUAUGCAAAACAACGGCCUCGGCCAAAUGCUGUCUAUGGGUUCUCCUUAUCAGUACGAUAAAAUGUCCAUGUCCCCACCACACUACAUCUCCAAUAAUGGUCUUGGUAUAACGUUGAGUCAUCAACACUCCCCACUAUCUCCCCAUGGGGGUUACCAAAAUGGUUUGGCAUCUCCACAAAAAUCUCUCAGCCCCAACGGUUAUGAUUCCCCUUACACGAGGCAGGACAUGAGCCGAGCAGCCCUGGUAGGGUCACAGUCACCAAAUUUAUCCCCUCCCGUGUCUCUUCACUCUUCCCCACAAGCGUUCACCACAUUUAGUGCAGCUGGUACUCCCACUCUCACCACAUCAUCCCUGAACAUGAAUGGGAUGGUCGGGGGAAGUGGACUGGGUUCAUUAUCCCCGCAAGCAGUUUCCCCACACAGUCCUGCUUACAGUCCACACCAAUCUCUUCACAUGCCUCCUUCCCCACCUCCUCCUUCAAUUAAAACUGAAAAUCUCCUCCAAAAUUCACAACUUGGAUGUCAGAUCAGUAACAUCUCGGGCCCGGUUUUGAUGAACCAAAGUCCACCUCACGCGCACAUGACGGCAGUCAGCACAAUGCAGCAACAAGGGGGCAUGAUUCACUCGUGCCCCGUGUCUGCGGUACCCAACAUGAACAUGGGCAACAACAUGGGCCUCAUGAAACAAUCGGGCAUGGCGACCACGAGUGGUGGUGGUGGCGGUGGUGGCGGCGGGGAAGUCGAAGAGAUCAACACCAAGGAUCUCGCUCAAAGGAUCUCGGCUGAACUCAAACGGUACUCGAUCCCUCAAGCGAUAUUCGCCCAGAGAGUCUUAUGCCGCUCGCAAGGAACUCUGUCGGAUUUGCUGCGUAACCCAAAGCCCUGGUCCAAGCUCAAGAGCGGCCGCGAAACCUUUAGGAGGAUGUGGAAGUGGCUGCAAGAGCCUGAGUUCCAGAGGAUGUCCUCUCUUAGAUUAGCAGUAGCGUCACUACCUCAGCCUCCCAGGGACUCCACCAACGCAGGCUAUAACUCUGCAGGUAAGGCAACCCCUCGAGGCCGAAGCUUUAUAUUAGUAAAGUUCAGAGACGACUAA